Messenger RNA from Tupaia belangeri chinensis (Chinese tree shrew), 1959 nucleotides. It is a transcript of the gene CERS4, whose product is annotated as ceramide synthase 4. Gene Ontology annotation, molecular function: sphingosine N-acyltransferase activity; DNA binding. The record is from RefSeq and is a predicted model, not a curated record. The transcript is spliced from 10 exons. Gene Ontology annotation, biological process: ceramide biosynthetic process. Lineage: Eukaryota; Metazoa; Chordata; Mammalia; Scandentia; Tupaiidae. Gene Ontology annotation, cellular component: membrane. Bases 2 to 1168 code for a protein of 388 amino acids.
GAUGCUGUCCAGCCUGAGCCAGUGGCUGUGGCAGGAGAAGUUCUGGCUGCCGCCCAACCACACGUGGGCCGACCUCGAGAACCGGGAUGGCCUGGUCUUCGCCCAGCCGCGGGACAUGCUGGCCGCCCUGCCCGUGGGGCUGCUCCUGGUGGCCAUGCGCGUCACCUUCGAGAGAUUCGUCGGCAUACCCCUGGGACGGUGGCUGGGGGUGCCGGAUGAGACCAGGAAGCCCGUGAAGCCUAACGACACGCUGGAGAAACACUUCCUCACGGAAGGGCAGAGGCCGGACGAACCCCAGAUGGCCCUCCUGGCUGCUCAGUGUGGCCUCUCGUUGCGGGCGACCCAGCGCUGGUUCCGGAGACGCCGGAACCAGGACCGGCCCUGCCUGAGCAAGAAGUUCUGUGAGGCCAGCUGGCGGUUCCUGUUCUACCUGUGCACCUUCGUCGGUGGCUUCGCGGUGCUGUACCCCGAGUCAUGGCUGUGGACGCCUGUGAAGUGCUGGGAGAAUUACCCGAACCAGCCCCUGAAGCCGGCCCUGUACUGGUGGUACCUCCUGGAACUCAGCUUCUACAACUCCCUGCUAAUCACGCUGCCCUUUGACACCAAGCGCAAGGAUUUCAAGGAGCAGGUGGUGCACCACUGCGUGACUGUCCUCCUGAUCACCUUCUCCUACAGCUCGAACCUGCUGCGCAUCGGCUCCCUGGUGCUGCUGCUGCACGAUGCCUCCGACUACCUGCUGGAGGCUUGUAAGAUGUUCCACUACGCGCGCCUGCAGAAGGUGUGCGACGCCUUCUUCCUCGUCUUCUCCUGCGUCUUCCUUUACACCCGCCUGGUGGUCUUCCCCACCCAGAUUCUCUACACCACAUACUACGAAUCCAUCAUCAACCACGGGCCUUUCUUCGGCUACUAUUUCUUCAACACCCUCCUUCUGAUGCUGCAGCUGCUGCACGUGUUCUGGUCCUGCCUCAUCCUGCGCAUGCUCUAUAGCUUCACGAAGAAGGGCCAGAUGGAGAAGGACGUUCGCAGCGAUGUGGAAGAGUCGGAUUCCAGCGAGGGCGAGGAGGCCCAGGGGUGCCAGCAGCUGAAGAACGGGGUAGCUGGGGGGCCGGGGGCGGCCCCCUCCAAUGGCCCUCGGCGGCGGGCCAACGGGCACACGCCGGCCACAUAGCCGCGCGCCCACGACCGUGGCCUGGCUGGGCUGGCGGCCCUGGGGCCAGCAACGGAGACAAGGAGGGCCCGCCCGACAUGCGCCCUGCGCGGGAGGGCUGAUGAUCUGCCUCCAACCCCUGCCUCGGGCCCGCCGUCCCUCCUCCCCUCGGCCGCUGCGGAGAACUUGGGUCCCUGUCCCGAGACCCCAAGGGGGCCAGGCCUCUGCUCACUGCCCCGCGGCCCCAAACUCACUGCCACACCUUAGGACAGGAGCCCAACGCCGGGUCCCCUCCCCUGCCCUAGGUGCGUCCCUGACCUUCCAGCCAGCCCUGCAGAGCAGCCAUCACUUCCACCCCAGGGCAGUACUGGGCCAGAGGCCAGCUGCUUAAAGACGGGCUCACAGAGAAGGCCCUGAGCUCAGAGAGGUCCCAUAGAGGUCCGGAACCCAAGCAGGAGGAGCAGCUGGAGGCCAUGCGGCGGCUCUGCAGCCGGACGGCCAGAACGCUGUAUUCUGGUCCCACAAGAAAAAGGCUCCCGGGGGAAGGGCUUAAAUUCCCGCAGGCUUUGGGUCGGCCCUGUUCAGGAACCCCAGGAGCCUGAAAGCACUGGGUGCGGGUCUGUUGACAGCCAUCCCAGCUACACUGUGUGUGGGGGGCUAUCAACUGGGACCACCCCUUUGGGAAGCCUCGUGCAAAACCGUUCACCUUUGAUAAAAGUUGAGAAGCAACUCCGAUGAAACGAUGCGGUCUCGGCAUGAGAAACCAUCUAGCAGGACGAUAAUAAACAGAAAAGGAUCAAACGCAAAACCCA